AUGGCAAAUCCCGAGAUAGAUCAUCAAGCUACGGUACUUCGAAAACAUUCGGACAUUGCAAUGCUCAUCCGUGGGUUCCACCAAUGUUCAGCAAUACGAGCCCGACGUCGACCAAGUUACAAGGUGCACACAGGCUCGAUUGAGUGCCGAAUGCAAGCAGCGAGGCUGUCCCGUCGGAGAGGAUUUAUGUUCCGAGUCCCGAUGCUUCCUUGA
Coprinopsis cinerea okayama7#130 is the source of this 213-nucleotide messenger RNA. RefSeq lists its product as hypothetical. Lineage: Eukaryota; Fungi; Basidiomycota; Agaricomycetes; Agaricales; Psathyrellaceae. The transcript is spliced from 2 exons. The coding region runs from base 1 to 213 and encodes 70 amino acids. The record is from RefSeq and is a predicted model, not a curated record.